Messenger RNA from Anthonomus grandis grandis, 1540 nucleotides. RefSeq lists its product as uncharacterized. NCBI's taxonomy places the organism in Eukaryota, Metazoa, Arthropoda, Insecta, Coleoptera, Curculionidae. The record is from RefSeq and is a predicted model, not a curated record. The transcript has 2 exons. Bases 73 to 1428 code for a protein of 451 amino acids.
GCGGUGUGCUACACGCGUUCUUAAAAGAUCGUUGAAAUUUGCGUUUUAUUUUGCUGUUACCUUUAUCCAAAGAUGGGAAAGCACAAAAGGUCUAAAAGUAGAUCUAGGGAUCGUAAAUCUCGUAAACAUAAGAAAAACGAUGACGCAACUGAACGUCGCUCGUCUCGCCACGAGGAAAGGCGAGCCGCGCAUGUACAUUCUCGUCAUCGUCGUCCCUCCCCCUCGCAUAGUCACGUUUCUCGCUCCCACAAUCGAAACUCUCACAUCUACGAUUCUCGGUCUCGCUCUUAUUCUUCUUCCUCGUCCUCAGCUCGCUCCGAUCCCGGGCGUUCGGCGGAACGGCGGGGAAAAGUUAUGCGGCGAAACCAGAGGCGGCGUCGAAGCUUGGACAGCUCGACCCGCGUAACAAAUGAAUAUACUAACGGGCACGCUCAGCGAGUCUUGAACGGCUCGACUAGCGAUUUACAUUCGAGCAUUGGGGUACCGUUAAACACGGCUCCUGAUGUCUCGCCACCGCCCGGAUCUCAAUGGGAUGAUGAUGCGAUUAGUCUGCACGACAGAUCCAUCGUUACUAGUGUCAAGGAGUCUGACAAUGAUGCCUCAAAUGUGUUUGAUGAGUUGCCGGAGACUGUCAGAAAGGUUUUAGGGGUGGAUUUGAAUAGUUCUAAAAAUGAGUCUUAUGAAUUACACGAGGCUAUUAAAUCUGUUUGGAUUAAAAAUUUAUUACAAGGCCUGUCUAAAGAAUCUCGUGAUCAACUUUUGGAACGUCAUAAAAUUCCUAAGAACUGUUCUAUUCUAUCCCCUCCAAAAAUAAAUCCUGAAAUAAAUCCUAUUCUAUCACAGCCGUAUACAAAACGUGACGAAUGUCACACUAACUAUCAAAAUUUAGCGAGCAAAGGAGCAUCAGCGCUGGGAAAAUGUUUAACUUACGUCUUGGAUGAGAUUAAGAAAAAUCCUGAAUCGCCAUUAAGCUCUAUUCUUCUCCCAGAUCUAGUAGAUGCCGGAAAUUUUUUCACAGAGAUAUUUCACGAAGCUACUUCUACACGUCGUAGCUAUAUUUCUCAAAUUUUGUCAAAAACCAUUAAAGAGGCGGUAAAAGACACAGUUCCGGGCGAAUAUCUCUUUGGUCCGGAUCUAGGCGAGAAAAUUAAAGCGUUAAAAAAUUUCGAAAAAUCUGGGAAUGAAAUGAGAGAAUUUGCCUUCUCUAACAACAAAUCAACUGCUUCAGGUAUAAAAAGGGGAGGGGGGCAGUCAAUGCGGCAACCAAACAGAUUUCAACAUUCUGCUGGGUAUCAGCGUUCACAGAGUUUUCCGAACACUCGUAAGCCGGAAAACCGAGUACGCCCCUCUCAUGUGACAAGAAGGGACAUGAGAUCGAAAAGGGGACAGCCUUCUGCUCGACGGGACUAUCGCCCGAAAUUUCAAUAGAGGUAAGUAGAGAAAAAUUGGCUGGGAGGCUCUCUUAUUUUAUUAGUUCCUGGUCAAAAAUUACAAGGAAUAAAACAAUCCUAUCCUGGAUUAAAGGUUACCAGAUUCCACU